Molecule: messenger RNA, 6844 nt
Organism: Acipenser ruthenus (sterlet)
Lineage: Eukaryota; Metazoa; Chordata; Actinopteri; Acipenseriformes; Acipenseridae
Product: thyroid hormone receptor alpha-like
Exons: 9
Coding region: 518-1768 (416 amino acids)
Biological process (GO): retinoic acid receptor signaling pathway; thyroid hormone receptor signaling pathway; cell differentiation
Molecular function (GO): nuclear receptor activity; RNA polymerase II cis-regulatory region sequence-specific DNA binding; zinc ion binding
Source: RefSeq, a predicted model, not a curated record
CUCGUCUGUACUUUUCAGCUGAACUUAUUCCGUCUGCAGAGGAACUACAUGCAAACAAGCGAACGACUUUCUGUUAUUUUCAUUUGAAAAAACAAAAACACAACCAAAACAAACCCUUCAACUUUAAACGCAAACAAAACCAGAAAAAAAAAAAUACGAUGUCGCAUUUUAUAUCAUGACGUUAUUAUUAUUAAUAUUAUUAUUAUUAUUAUUAUUAUUCGUAAAGCAGCCGUGACGGGAUCAGGACUCUUCGAUCAGCGACGGUUCAAACUCUACGGCGAUUUCUCAUCCAUACUACAGCGAGGACACAUUUUUUUUUCUGGAGCAGCAGAGUUGCAUUAGCCAGUAGGAGUGUGGGCGUGACUCUGAUGUCACCCGGUGGCGUUGCCCUGGUAACCCCCGCGGCAGCACCGACACUGCAGCUCAACCAAUCUAAACCCGCGAAUGCCAAGCCCGCACCGGAGGGUGGGGCCUGCUUCAGUCACGCGUGAUUGGCUGCUGGAUGGAAUUGAGGUGAAUGGAACACAUGCCCAAAGAGCCGGAUCCUAACCAAUCAGAGGGAGAAGAGAAAAGGUGUCUUGAUGCUCCGAAGAGGAAACGGAGGACCAGCCAAUGCUCUGUGAGGGGCAUGUCUGCGCUGAGCCUCUCUGUUUCAGGGUACAUCCCCAGCUACCUGGAGAAGGACGAGCCGUGCGUGGUGUGCAGAGACAAAGCCACGGGAUACCACUACCGCUGCAUCACCUGCGAGGGCUGCAAGGGUUUUUUCCGGCGCACGAUCCAGAAGAACCUGCACCCCACCUACUCCUGCAAGUACGAUGGCGGCUGCAUCAUCGACAAGAUCACGCGCAACCAGUGCCAGCUGUGCCGCUUCAAGAAGUGUAUCGCUGUGGGCAUGGCCAUGGACUUGGUGCUGGACGACUCGAAGCGCGUGGCGAAGCGGCAUCUCAUCGAGGAGAAUCGCGAGCGCAGGAGGAAGGAGGAGACGCUGCGGACGCUGCAGGACCGGCCCGAGCCCACGGCCCUGGAGUGGGAGCUGAUCGCCAUUGUGACCGAGGCUCACCAGCACACCAACGCACAGGGAUCCCACUGGAAACAGAAGCGCAAGUUCCUGCCCGAGGAUAUCGGUCAGUCCCCGGUCACUGCUACGUCAGACGGAGACAAGGUUGACCUGGAGGCCUUCAGCGAGUUCACCAAGAUAAUCACCCCGGCCAUCACCCGCGUCGUCAACUUCGCCAAAAAACUGCCCAUGUUCUCCGAGCUGCCUUGUGAAGACCAGAUCAUCCUGCUGAAGGGCUGCUGCAUGGAGAUCAUGUCGCUGCGGGCGGCCGUGCGCUACGACCCGGACAGCGAGACCCUCACGCUCAGCGGGGAGAUGGCCGUGAAGCGCGAGCAGCUCAAGAACGGGGGGCUGGGGGUCAUCUCGGACGCCAUCUUUGAUCUGGGCAAGAGCCUGGCACAGUUCAGCCUGGAUGACACGGAGGUGGCCCUGCUGCAGGCCGUACUGCUCAUGAGCUCAGACCGGUCGGGGCUGCUCUGCGUGGAUAAGAUAGAGAAGUGCCAGGAGAGGUACCUGCUGGCAUUCGAACACUACAUCAACUACCGCAAGCACAGCCUCCCCCACUUCUGGCCCAAGCUGCUGAUGAAGGUGACAGACCUCCGCAUGAUCGGGGCGUGUCACGCCAGCCGCUUCCUGCACAUGAAGGUGGAGUGUCCCACGGAACUGUUCCCCCCGCUCUUCCUGGAGGUGUUUGAGGACCAGGACGUCUAGGGAGCUGGGGCAGGGGGAGGGCGCACUGUCCGCCAUGCAGUUUUUCUCUAGAUGUUAGAACGAGAGAGAGAUACAAGCCACAGGUGUUCUGCACUAACCGUGGGCUCGUGGCUUUUCACAAAGGAAAUCUCGUCUAGGAUGAAUCAAGGGAAUGCGCACAGAAUAUUAAAAAGCGCCUUCACCAUCCUAGCAUUGAAGUGUCCCGGCUCUCAGGUCCCACCAGUGCUGAAUUCUGCACUAAUACUGAAUUUCUCUAACCCCUGACCUCUUCGGACCGGAGUGCUUCUGUUCUACGGUUCGAUGGAUUUUUUUCGUAUUUUUUCAUUGGAUUACAGUUUCACAUCACUGAACCAGGAGAGGAAUCCUGAAUAAACCAAGCUACCUUAAGCUGAGGAGGGAACAUGGAACUGCUUUUCCAGGAGCUGUGGCUUGAAACCUGGUUCCAGGAGACCACGGGAGAUCACGGGAGACCAUUGGAGACCACGGGGAGACCUAGUUUGAGGUUGCUGUAUCAAACCCCCCAAGUCUCCCCUGGUGUGCCUUGUAGUGACCUGAAACCUAGUCCCCUGAAACCAAGCUCCAAGCCAGCUUUAGAAGAAUCUGCACCAUUUACAAUCCCAGCCGUUGCUCCGUACUGAAACCCCUGUCUGUUGUCUCCGACGUUACCUGGCCUGUCUAAACCUGGGAGCGCGUCCCCUCCUACCUCUUCAGACACUCAAGAUGCGAUCGGCCUUCGUUGUUUUUUUGGGGGGGUUUAAGAUGAAAGAGAAAGAGACUGCAUGCAUUGGUGCAGGUGCAGAAAUCGAGGGCAGGGCAGGGCAGGGAGACUCGAGGUGCAGUUUUCUGUGCCCUUGUGAGCUGUCUGUCUGCACUUAGAACAACCCCCACGACUUUUAAGGGAUUUGCAAAGCUGCUUUUUGGUUUACAUUUAGAUGAGAUCACUUGGUCUUAGUGUUCACCUCCAGAUUGCAUUGAUAAAAGCGUCCAGGUUUUUUUUUGUAUUCAUUUUUUUGGAAAUCCUGAGGCAUUACAAAGUAGUCGACCAGGAUUUCUUUUAUAUAAAUAUAUAUAUAUAUAUAUAAACACACACAACCAGAACAACCUAAUGGAAACAAAACUGAAAACGUUUACGCUGACUAAGUCACACAAAUCACAUACCUCACGCAACACAAAACUACGGGCUUUAUUUUGUAUUUGUUUUUAUUAUUGGCAAUAACCAAAGAUGUACAGAGAAGGAAAUCGUACACACGCCUCUGGGGUAAUACAAUCUGUUUUGACUUCUGUAUGGAAGCGUACGCACCCUGCUGUAACCACUGUGAGAGGCUGCGGCCGCUGUGAAACACAGCAUGCAGAGUGGAGGCUGGCUUAACUGAGGGACUGGAAAGGGAGGAGCCUGGAGAGGGUCCCGGGGGGGCGGGGGGGGAGGGGGUCUCUGAUCUAGUCUUGGUUGCUAUUUGCUUUGCUGUGUUUUUUGUGCAAGGUCUUCAGUCUCUUACAGUGGCAAUUCCUAACAGAAAACCUCUUCGAGGGGGGGGGGGCAUCACAUGGCAAAAAAGAUUAUUUAUUUUGCUUAAGAAAUAAAGUUUUUUUUUUUUUUUUUUUUGACGUUACAGUAGGAUGCAGUUUUCCUUCCCUGUCUCAUUCAUUGUUAAAUACGAUUACCUCAAUGUUGUUUGGUUUGGAUGGGACAUUGUAACCGGGGGGGGGAGGGCGGGGGGGACUCAAAGCAAUUGCCUCCCCUCCCCCAGUGGCAACAGCAGCAGACUGAGAUGUGGUCUCCACGCUGGUAGGGGUAGGGGUAGGGGGAGAGUCCUUGACAAUGAUUUUUGAUGCCAAAUGUAAUGUUUCUAAACGAUAUGAAAACCACGUGGUUUGUUGCAUCACACUACACAGUCUACCACGGUGGCUGCACUGCAUGCUGACGUGGCUGCAUCUCCUGGACAAUAACCCGAUCCAAGCCAACUAGAAAAAAAAAAGAAUGUACAAAAUAUAUAUAUUUAUAUAAAUGCAAUUGAAAAAGACCUGUGUGUGUUUAUGUGUGUGUGUGUGUGUGUAGGUGUACACGCUCAUGCACACAUUGUACACCUACACUCCCUCACUCACUCGCUCAGUCUCUCCCUCACUCACUCCCUCACUUGCUCACUCCCUCACUCGCUCACUCAGUCUCUCCCUCACUCCCUCACUUGCUCACUCCCUCCCUCACUCACUCACUCAGUCUCUCCAUCACUCGCUCAGUCUCUCCCUCACUCACUCCCUCACUUGCUCACUCCCUCACUCGCUCACUCAGUCUCUCCCUCACUCACUCCCUCACUCAGUCUCUCCCUCACUCACUCCCUCACUUGCUCACUCCCUCACUCGCUCACUCAGUCUCUCCCUCACUCACUCCCUCACUCAGUCUCUCCCUCACUCACUCCCUCACUCAGUCUCUCCCUCACUUGCUCACUCCCUCACUCGCUCACUCAGUCUCUCCCUCACUCACUCGCUCAGUCUCUCCCUCCCUCACUCACUCCCUCACUGUAUGAAGAAACAGAGGAUUGUAAAGCGAGCUCGUGAGGCCGGGUUGGGAGUGCUCAUGGGGCGUGUGCUUGUGUGUGUGUGUGUUUAAUUCUCCUCCAUGCUCAGUCCGGUCUCAGCCCUGGGAAAUGCAGGCACCACACUGGGCUGCAGCGACUUCUGAUCCACAGUCAGUCAGUGUAUUUAUUUAUUAAAUGCUCUGGCACACAUCAACACAGUAUGGUAUGUAAUUUGGUGUGAAUGGCAUUAUUGGUGUCUCUAAAUUAUAUUAAGAAGCUAAAGAAAUGCUGUACUCUGUUGUAUAUCUCAGUUCAGCUGCAUGCAUGGAGGCUGUGUUUCUUCAGAACGCUGAGUGGUGAUUAUGACAUCACAAUCGUAACCAUUAUUACACCAAAUAUAUAUCGCCACACGUAUUUGUAUGAAUCUAAAAUACAUAUUUUAAAACAAGAAAAUGAAUGAAUUAAAACAACAUGCAGAUGCAAAGAACUGAUCGAACAGCCAACCAGGGCGUGAACUGAAUUAAACACACACACGCACUCGCGCUGCUGGAGGGGAAAAGAAAACGGGAGAAUGAAUAUCUCACGUGAAUUAAAAAAAAAAAAAAAAAAAGCAUUGAAAAGUGACGUAGGUGAUGCGUUGUGUUUUCCAUGCUCCUGGUCUCGCUCCGUAAUGGAAGACGUUCUUGGUGUUUUGUAUCGUCUGCUCUCUUCUGAACGUCGUGCGGGGGGCGUGGCACCGCCUGUGACGGCGUUUCAUUUCACUUUUAUUUAUUUAUUACGUUGUGGAAGGGAGGCCCACAUUCCUUUGCAGUUCAGUGUUUACAUGAUAGGGCAGCUGAAACUACACGGAGACCCUGAGAGACCCCCACACACUGACACACCGAGACCCUGAGAGACCCCCACACACUGACACACCGAGACCCUGAGAGAACCCCACACAUUGAAACACCGAGACCCUGAGAGACCCCCACACACUGACACACCGAGACCCUGAGAGAACCCCACACACUGACACACCGAGACCCUGAGAGACCCCCACACACUGACACACCGAGACCCUGAGAGACCCCCACACACUGACACACCGAGACCCUGAGAGACCCCCACACACUGACACACCGAGACCCCGAGAGACCCCCACACACUGACACACCGAGACCCUGAGAGACCCCCACACACUGACACACCGAGACCCUGAGAGACCCCCACACACUGACACACCGAGACCCCCACACACUGACACACCAAGACCCUGAGAGACCCCCACACACUGACACACCGAGACCCCCACACACUGACACACCGAGACCCUGAGAGACCCCCACACACUGACACACCGAGACCCUGAGAGACCCCCACACACUGACACACGAGACCCUGAGAGACCCCCACACACUGACACACCGAGACCCCCACACACUGACACACCGAGACCCUGAGAGACCCCCACACAUUGAAACACCGAGACCCUGAGAGACCCCCACACACUGACACACCGAGACCCUGAGAGAACCCCACACACUGACACACCGAGACCCUGAGAGACCCCCACACACCGAGACCCCGAGAGACCCCCACACACUGACACACCGAGACCCUGAGAGACCCCCACACACUGACACACCGAGACCCCCACACACUGACACACCGAGACCCCGAGAGACCCCCACACACUGACACACCGAGACCCUGAGAGACCCCCACACACUGACACACCGAGACCCCGAGAGACCCCCACACACUGACACACCGAGACCCUGAGAGACCCCCACACACUGACACACCGAGACCCUGAGAGACCCCACACACUGACACACCGAGACCCUGAGAGACCCCCACACACUGACACACCGAGACCCCCACACACUGACACACCGAGACCCCGAGAGACCCCCACACACUGACACACCGAGACCCUGAGAGACCCCCACACACUGACACACCGAGACCCCGAGAGACCCCCACACACUGACACACCGAGACCCUGAGAGACCCCCACACACUGACACACCGAGACCCUGAGAGACCCCACACACUGACACACCGAGACCCUGAGAGACCCCCACACACUGACACACCGAGACCCUGAGAGACCCCCACACACUGACACACCGAGACCCUGAGAGACCCCCACACACUGACACACCGAGACCCCGAGAGACCCCCACACACUGACACACCGAGACCCUGAGAGACCCCCACACACUGACACACCGAGACCCCGAGAGACCCCCACACACUGACACACCGAGACCCCCACACACUGACACACCAAGACCCUGAGAGACCCCCACACACUGACACACCGAGACCCCCACACACUGACACACCAAGACCCUGAGAGACCCCCACACACUGACACACCGAGACCCUGAGAGACCCCCACACACUGACACACCGAGACCCCCACACACUGACACACCGAGACCCUGAGAGACCCCCACACACUGACACACCGAGACCCCCACACACUGACACACCGAGACCCUGAGAGACCCCCACACACUGACACACCGAGACCCUGAGAGACCCCCACACACUGACACACCGAGACCCUGAGAGA